Messenger RNA from Prunus armeniaca (apricot), 363 nucleotides. The record is from the annotation of a GenBank genome assembly. Lineage: Eukaryota; Viridiplantae; Streptophyta; Magnoliopsida; Rosales; Rosaceae.
AUGGCGGAGAGAGUAGCCGAUACAUUGAUGAGAAUGGAACCAAUGGAAUCAGGUUCUUUUGUGUUGAUGUCCAACUUGUAUGCUGAGAAAGGGGACUGGGAAAUGGUAGCAAAAGUUAGGAAAGGGAUGAGAGGUAAAGGAGUGAGAAAGGAAGUGGGAUAUAGUUGGGUGGAUACUGGUGAUGGUGAUGGUUCCUUGUAUCUGCAUGGGUUUUCAUCAGGUGAUACAUCCCACCCAGAGUCUGGGGAGAUAAGUAGAAUGGCAAAAUGUCUAGGAUUAGAGAUGAAAAUUCUGAGAGAGAACAUGUGGGAGACAAAUUCACUGAAAAUGAACUCCUUCUCAAGGCCCACUUUGAAGGCUUGA